Messenger RNA from Cricetulus griseus (Chinese hamster), 1230 nucleotides. NCBI's taxonomy places the organism in Eukaryota, Metazoa, Chordata, Mammalia, Rodentia, Cricetidae. The record is from RefSeq and is a predicted model, not a curated record.
AUGACAGAAGACUGGGAAGCAGAGAGAUGGGGCUACACAGAGAUCAGUGUCCAGAAAUUCUCCUACAGUUGGACUUUAAGGAAGUUCGGAUUCUUGCUUCAGGAAAGAGGGGACGCCAUUAAAAGUCCAACCUUCUCAUCCAGAGCCAGUGACAAUGACAAAUGGUGCUUGUAAGUACUGACAAACAGGUUCGACGAAGAAAGCAAGGAUUACUUGUCUAUUCUCCUAACGUUGCUCAGCUGCCCAAAGGGCCCAGCAUAGGCAAGAUUCCGGUUUUGGAUCAUGAGUGUUGACAGAGAGAAAUCCAAAGGAAUGAUAAGCCCAAGAUUCUUCAAGUCCACGCCAAAUCAACAAUGUGGAUUCAAAAAGUUUAUCCAUAGAGAUGUUCUCUUGAGUCUGGAGUCUUGGCUUCUCCCAGACAAUGAACUCACUGUCUUAUGUGAUGUGGACCUGGCGAUCCAAGACUCCUUCAUCAACUCUGAGGAGAGCACGGUGCCAGGUAUCCAGGUUCCAAGGUGCACGAUGGCAGAUGUGCUAGGACAGCUGUGGGAGAAUUCCCUCUUCACAGACUGCUGCCUGGUGGUAGCUGGCCAGGAAUUCCAAGCUCACAAGGCCAUCUUAGCAGCUCGCUCUCCAGUUUUCAGAGCCAUGUUUGAACAUGACAUGGAGCAGGAAGAAAAAAACCGCGUGGAGAUCCAGGAUCUGGAGCCCCAAGUCUUCAAGGCAAUGAUGGACUUCAUUUAUAACGGGAAGAUAACAGUCCUCCUCAGCAUGGCAGAUUCUAUACUGGCAGAUGCUCACAAGUAUGGCCUGGAGCGUUUAUAGGUCAUGUGCGAGGAUGCCCUCUGCAGGCACCUAUGUGUUAAAAAUGCUGCCCACACUCUGAUCCUGUCUGACCUCCACAGUGCAGGGCAGCAGAAAACCAAGACACUGGAUUUCAUUACAGCUCAUGCUUCCGAAGUCUCUGAGACCUCAAGCUGGAAGACAAUGAUUGUAUUACAUCCCCGCUUAUUGGCUGAGGCAUUCAGCCCCUUGGCAUCUGCUCACAGCUCUUUACUGGAGCCCCCUCUCAAACGCUUGAAGCAAUCAUGGGAUCCUCUCAGUUCUGACCUCCAGGUGUAUUCCAGAAGCAGCAGCCAGCAUUGUUACCAAGGCCACCUGGGUAGACUUCAGUACAUCUGUAGCGUACACAGACUCCUGGGAAAGACAACAUGGGGGCUCAGCCCUUAA